Magnolia sinica is the source of this 1522-nucleotide messenger RNA. Its product is annotated as probable folate-biopterin transporter 7. Lineage: Eukaryota; Viridiplantae; Streptophyta; Magnoliopsida; Magnoliales; Magnoliaceae. The transcript is spliced from 2 exons. The coding region runs from base 57 to 1358 and encodes 433 amino acids. The record is from RefSeq and is a predicted model, not a curated record.
UUCCUGAACUCUCACGAAACCGCUUCAAUUUUCCGGCGGCACUUCUCGCCGGGAAAAUGCACUCGAAGGCCAGGAAUCCGCUCCGUCCGCUGCUGGGCUUUGGUUUUUUGGUGCAGGGAUUCCGAUGCUUUCCAUGGAUGGCCGUGAAUUUCUUCCUCAAAGACGGCCUAAGAGUCGCGCCUUCCACGCUCCAGCUCCUCCAGACCUCUGCCAACCUCCCGAUGGUCGGAAAACCGUUUUACGGCGUCGUUUCGGAUGCUGUCUACAUCCGGGGAGAGCACAGGAUCCCAUAUAUCGCAAUCGGAGUUCUCUUGCAAGCCAUGUCAUGGCUAUUCAUCGCCCUCCUUCCUCAAUCUAGCAUCUCCAUCUUCACCUUCUCAGUCCUCCUCCUCCUUGGAAACCUCGGCGCGUCAAUUGCAGAGGUUGCGAACGACGCCCUUGUCGCCGAGGCCGGGAGGCAACCCACUUCCACCACCUCUACUAAAAGGACAUCUUCAGGUGAGCUCCAGUCCUUUGCCUGGAUGCUAGGCUCCGUCGGUGGAGCCAUUGGAAACCUUCUCGGUGGAAUCGCCAUCAACCAGUUCUCUCCCAAAACAAUGUUCCUCGUCUUCGGCCUCCUCCUCAUCACCCAACUCUUCUUGACUGUAGCCAUCCGUGAGUCUUCUCUCGACCUCCCAAAGAGCUCGUCAAAAUCCAGCAUCCAGAAACAGCUGUCUGAAUUGUCAGUCACAUUACGUAAACCGGAGAUCUCAUACUCGAUCGCAUGGUUUGCAUUGUCCUAUGCCAUAAUUCCAAUCUUGACGGGCACCAUGUUCUUCUACCAGACUCAGUACCUGAAGCUGGAUUCUUCUAUCCUUGGGCUGUCGAAGGUCUUCGGGCAGGCAGCAAUGAUCAUCUGGAGUGCAAGUUACAAUAAGUGGUUGAAGUCUGUGCCACCAAGGAAGUUGAUAUCUGCGCUGCAGGCGACAAUCGCCGUGUUCAUGGUGUCAGACGCUCUGUUCGUUAAACAGGUCUACCGGAAUUUUGGGGUGUCCGAUACCGUUUAUGUUGUGUUCUUCUCAGGCUUGCUGGAGGUUCUGUUCCUGUUCAAGGUUCUUCCCUUCAGUGUCCUCAUGGCCCAGCUCUGCCCACCUGGCUGCGAAGGGUCUUUAAUGGCAUUCCUCAUGUCGGCAAUUGCCCUUGCCGCCAUUGUCAGUGGAUACUUGGGUGUCGCACUCGCUUCGUUCCUGGGGGCCUCGGCCCAGGACUUCUCGAAGCUGCCUAAUGGCAUUCUAAUACAGGCUGCGUGCACGAUUGUACCCCUUUACUGGUCUUCAUGGAUUCCUGAUUAUAUUAAGGCCAGUAAGAAGGUGGACUAGCUGUUGGAUCGAGGAUUGGGGUGUCCACUGUGCAAAUUGAUUUUUAUUUUUAUUUUUAAUAUUCUUGUACCAUUUGUUAGAUUGAAAUUUUGUAAGCAUUGUGAUGCAGAUGUUGGAUUUUAAAUACACAUGAAAAAAUACAGAUACGCGUGAAAUUCAGAUUA